Messenger RNA from Equus quagga, 4714 nucleotides. RefSeq names its product synergin gamma (gene SYNRG). The record is from RefSeq and is a predicted model, not a curated record. Bases 16 to 4200 code for a protein of 1394 amino acids. The transcript is spliced from 23 exons. Lineage: Eukaryota; Metazoa; Chordata; Mammalia; Perissodactyla; Equidae. Gene Ontology annotation, cellular component: clathrin coat of trans-Golgi network vesicle. Gene Ontology annotation, molecular function: protein binding.
CGGGCUGGGAGCAAGAUGGCGUUGCGGCCGGGAGCGGGAGCUGGCGGCGGCGGGGCCGCGGGAGCGGGCGCGGGGGCAGCCGGGGGAAGCAGCUUCAUGUUUCCGGUUGCGGGUGGGAUGAGACCCCCUCAAGCAGGCCUGAUGCCGAUGCAGCAACAAGGAUUUCCUAUGGUCUCUGUCAUGCAGCCUAAUAUGCAAGGCAUGAUAGGAAUGAAUUACAGCUCUCAAAUGUCCCCAGGACCUAUUGCUAUGCAGGCAGGAAUACCAAUGGGACCAAUGCCAGCAGCGGGAAUGCCUUACCUGGGACAAGCGCCAUUCCUGGGAAUGCGUCCUCCAGGCCCACAGUACCCUCCAGACAUGCAGAAGCAGUUUGCCGAAGAGCAGCAGAAACGAUUUGAACAGCAGCAAAAGCUCUUAGAAGAAGAAAGAAAAAGACGCCAGUUUGAAGAGCAGAAGCAAAAGCUCAGACUUCUGAGUAGUGUGAAACCCAAGACAGGAGAGAAGAGUAGAGAUGAUGCUUUGGAAGCCAUAAAAGGAAACUUAGAUGGGUUUUCCAGAGAUGCUAAGAUGCACCCUACUCCGGCAUCGCACCCUAAGAAACCAGAUUAUCCCACAUCAUCUCAUUCUGCUAAAACUGUCUCCCCAUCACCUGCCUUUCUUGAUGAAGAAGAAUUCAGUGACUUUAUGCAGGGGCCUGUUGAACCUCCCACAUGUGGGCCUUCUUCCACUUCCCAGGCUUUUCAGUCUUUCCAUCCCACCACCCCACUUGGCCAGUUGCAUGUACAGAAGGCUGGAGCACAGGCUCUCCCUCCAGGCCCUUCCUUGGAGGAGAUGUUCCUAGUAUCUUGUGAUAUAAGUACAUCUGAGCAGAAACAAAUUAAAUUAAAUACUUCUGAAGUUGGGCACAAAACCCUAGGCCCAGGUUCCAGUAAGAACCAUCCCAGUUUAACGGCUAAUAACGGGGGUGCUGUAGAUGGACGUGUAAGUGGUACCACUACUGCCGAGGCAGAAAAGACUUCAGACCAAAACCUGUCCAUUGAAGAGAGUGGUGAGCUCAUGAAAUACUCAGCAAAAAGUGUGGGAGUGUUUCCCUCACAGGAUCCUGUUCAGCCCAGAAUGCCUCCUUGGAUUUACAAUGAGAGUUUGGUUCCAGAUGCCUAUAAGAAAAUUUUAGAAACCACAAUGACUCCAACUGGAAUAGAUACUGCUAAACUUUAUCCCAUUCUGAUGUCAUCUGGACUUCCCAGGGAAACUCUUGGACAGAUAUGGGCCUUAGCUAAUCGAACUACACCUGGCAAACUUACUAAAGAGGAACUUUACACCGUUCUCGCCAUGAUAGCAGUGACACAGAGGGGUGUUCCUGCCAUCAGUCCUGAUGCUUUAAACCAGUUCCCAGCGGCUCCUGUUCCAACUUUAAGUGGCUUUCCUAUGACUUUGCCUACCACGGUGAGUCAGCCGACUGGGAUGCCUUCUGGCCCUGCAGGCUCCAUGCCCCUCAACCUCGGACAGCCAGUCAUGGGCAUUACCCUCGUUGGACCAGUGGGGGGAGCUGCAGCCCAGGCUUCCAGUGGCUUCAUGCCAACUUACCCUGCAAAUCAGGUGGUAAAACCAGAAGAUGAUGAUUUCCAGGAUUUUCAAGAUGCUUCUAAGUCAGGAACCCUGGAUGACUCAUUCUCUGAUUUCCAAGAGUUGCCUGCUUCUUCAAAAACAAGUAGUUCCCAGCAAGGAACCAGUGCCCCUUCUUUGUUGAUGCCACUUCCAGGAGCUAAAGCAUCAGCUUCCAUGGAUAAAUACGCUGUGUUUAAAGGAAUUUCAGCUGACAAGUCCGCUGAAAAUAGUGUUCCAUUUGGAGAGCCUGGUGAUAAGUAUAGUGCUUUCAGAGAACUCGAACAGACAGCAGAGAGUAAAUCUUUAGGAGAAAACUUUGCAGAAUUCAGAUCUGCAGGAAGUGAUGAUGGUUUCACCGACUUUAAAACCGCCGAUAGUGUAUCACCACUAGAGCCACCAACGAAAGACAAAACGUUUCCAGCAGCCUUCCCCUCAGGAGCUCUCCAACAGAAACAGCAAACACACGUGAAAAACCCUCUGAACUUAGCAGACCUAGAUAUGUUUUCCUCGGUUAGUUAUAGCAGCGAGAAACCGUUGUCUUUUUCACCUGCAUUUAGUGCGUCCAAAUCUGUUUCCACACGACCACAGCCAGCAGGAUCUGCUGCACCCACGACAGUACUGGCGUCAACUAAAGCUUCGAGUUUAGCUGAUGAUUUUGGAGAAUUCAACCUUUUUGGGGAAUAUUCUAGUCCAGUGUCUGUUGGGGAGCAGGAUGACUUUGCAGAUUUUAUGGCUUUCAGUAAUAGCUCUAUUUCAUGUGAGCAAAAGGCAGAUGACAAAUAUGACGCCCUUAAAGAGGAAGCCGGUCCUGUUCCUCUAACCAGCAGCUCAAGCAGCACAGUGAAGAGUGGACAAAACUCAGCUGUUGCGUCUACCAAAUAUGAUGUCUUCAAACAACUUUCUCUGGAAGGAUCUGGACUAGGUGUUGAAGAACUGAAAGAUAGCACUCCUUCAGGAAAAAGUGACGAUGAUUUUGCUGACUUCCACUCCAGUAAAUUUUCUUCCAUGAGCUCGGAUAAAUCCCUGGGAGAGAAAGCAGUGGCUUUCAGACACACCAAAGAAGACUCUGCUUCGGUGAAAUCCUUGGAUCUCCCUUCCAUUGGUGGCAGCAGCGUUGGCAAGGAGGACUCUGAAGAUGCACUCUCUGUUCAGUUUGACAUGAAACUGGCUGAUGUGGGAGGAGAUCUUAAGCAUGUCAUGUCUGAUAGCUCUUUGGAUUUACCAACAGUUAGUGGCCAGCAUCCUCCUGCUGCAGAUAUAGAGGACUUAAAAUAUGCUGCUUUUGGAACCUACAGUAGCAAUUUUUCAGUGAGCACACUUACGAGCUAUGACUGGUCAGACAGGGACGAUGCGUCUCAGGGCAGAAAACUCUCUCCAUUUGUCCUCUCAGCAGGAAGCGGAUCCUCCUCGGCGGCCUCAGUUCUUCAAAAGAAAGAGCCUUCAUUUGGCAGUUCCGAAAACAUCACCAUGACAUCUCUCUGCAAAGUCCCAACCUUCGCAAGUGAAGAUGCCCUUCCGGAGACUGCCUUCCCAGCUUUUGCCAGUUUUAAAGAUGUCAUUCCUCAGACCAGUGAGCAAAAGGAAUAUGAAAGUGGGGACUACAAAGAUUUCACAAGACAGGACCUGCCCACAGCUGAACGGAGCCAGGAGGCUACGUGUCCAAGCCCAGCUUCCAGCGGUGCUUCUCAUGACACCCCCAAAGAAUGUUCAGAUGACUUUGGAGAGUUUCAGAGCGAAAAGCCUAAAAUCAGCAAAUUUGACUUUUUAGUGGCCAAUUCCCAAAGCAAAAUGAAAUCCAGUGAAGAAAUGAUCAGAAGUGAGCUGGCAACCUUUGACCUUUCUGUUCAAGGGUCUCACAAGAGGAGUUUGAGCCUUGGUGAUAAAGAAAUAAGCCGUUCUUCUCCUUCUCCGGCUUUGGAGCAGCCCUUCAGAGACCGUUCCAACACUCUGAGUGAGAAGCCCGCUCUGCCUGUCAUCCGUGACAAGUACAAAGAUCUGACAGGAGAGGUGGAGGAGAAUGAGAGAUAUGCAUAUGAAUGGCAGAGAUGCCUGGGGAGUGCCCUGGAUGUCAUUAAGAAGGCAAAUGAUACCUUAAAUGGAAUCAGUAGUAGUUCUGUGUGCACGGAAGUAAUUCAGUCAGCGCAAGGCAUGGAAUAUUUAUUAGGUGUUGUUGAGGUGUACAGGGUAACGAAACGUGUGGAGCUGGGGAUCAAAGCCACUGCGGUCUGCAGUGAGAAGCUCCAGCAGCUGCUCAAGGACAUCGAUAAAGUGUGGAAUAACCUAAUCGGCUUCAUGUCACUUGCCACACUCACGCCAGAUGAAAAUUCACUGGAUUUUUCCUCUUGUAUGCUACGGCCUGGGAUUAAAAAUGCUCAGGAACUUGCUUGUGGGGUGUGCCUUUUAAACGUGGACUCGAGGAGCCGGAAAGAAGAGAAGCCUGCAGAAGAACAUCCUAAAAAAGCAUUCAACUCAGAAACAGACAGUUUCAAGCUGGCAUAUGGAGGACACCAGUAUCACGCCAGCUGUGCCAACUUCUGGAUCAACUGUGUUGAACCAAAACCUCCUGGCCUUAUCCUUCCUGAUUUGCUCUGAAAAGUUCCUCUGUGAAGUACCAACUGGCUUUUUUUCUGUCCCACGCCAUUGGGUGACAGGGACCAAUAAACAGAAUGCGAGUACUGCAAAGUUCACCUCCGUGAAGCUCCAUGAAGAAUUCCCUAAGAGGCAGAGGGAGAGAAAAGCUGCGGAAAGCUCCCUGUCAUUCCUGCAGAUGAGCUUUGUCCCUAGUUCCCGCUGCCAGUCUUUGGGAUUUGAGGUAAAGUUGCCCUACCAAACUGCAUGUGGCACCGAAAGUUUGCUAGCUUAUCUCUAGUUCUCUUAAGAUGUUUUACAAUAUGGACCACAGUUUUCCUUAUCUAAGGAAUAAAUCGCUGCUGCAGUGUUGAAGCUGUGAAGAAUUGACAUUUGAAGAAAAAUAAAUUAUCGUAGGACUGGAAUUGGCAAGAAUGUUUCGAGCCAGUGUUUGUUUAUAUCUAGAACACUUACUGUCCUGUGAAGUAGAAUGUUUGUCAAUAUCUGAAAUGAAUAAAAAGGGGAAAUUGUGAUUAAA